Tetranychus urticae (two-spotted spider mite) is the source of this 4179-nucleotide messenger RNA. RefSeq names its product protein turtle-like. The record is from RefSeq and is a predicted model, not a curated record. NCBI's taxonomy places the organism in Eukaryota, Metazoa, Arthropoda, Arachnida, Trombidiformes, Tetranychidae. Gene Ontology annotation, molecular function: protein binding.
AAAACUUGCUCAGUGUUGAGAUAAACUUUGAGUUGCCUUUUUUUACACCCAAUAAUGAUCUUCAUUUCAAUCUCAAGUUUCACAGUUUAAAAAUAAGUUUACAAAUUGCAAGAAUAAUUCAAGGGUCAAAGUGGAAAUAUUAACUGGACAAGUGUUUUCCAAGUUUCAAGCGAAAGCAUCGUUAAUUGUGCAAAAUGAAUCUCCUAAUGAUAACCCGAUUAAUCGACAGCAAAUCAACCAUUUGAUCGAGGACGAGUUUCAUUGCAAUUAUUGUUACCUUCAAGUGACCAAAGUGUUUCAACGUAAACAAUUCGAUGAAACAAAUUUUGUGCAACAUUAAGAGUUGACCAUUUACUUGAUUAAAAAUGUAAUUGCAGUUUAACGGUUGUACAGAUUGUUAAUCAAGUUGUACAAGAUUAACCCUUGUUAAUUGUUUGUCUUGAUCAGUGUGUUUGGUGAGUUUGUUCAACACUCUAUUUAAGGUGAAAAUGUUUAAUGUUUCAAUGGAUCAGUUUAUCAGCUUAACUGCCUUGAUUUUCCUUGUCCUUAUCCGCAAAUCAAUAUCAUCAUCAUCACCAUCUUCAUUACCAUCUUCAUCAUCAUCAACCUCUUCAACAUCAACAUCAACAUCAUCAUUAAUCACUUCUUCCCUUUCAAGUUCAACUUUAUCCUCAGACAUCUCUGGGUCCAAGUAUAAAGCCUUAAUUGGAGGUAAAAUUGAAUUACCUUGUAACGUUUCAACAUCGACCAAUAACGAUGCUGUGACUACCAUCUUUUGGUAUAAAGGUGAUACCCAAGGUUCACCCAUUUACACGGUUGAUGCCCGCAACUCUAGCACCAACCUUGACUCAGCCAACAGGUUUACCAGUGAAUACUUGAAAGGCCGAGUUUCCUUCAACAUUUCCGUCCAAUUUGCAUUCCUCAUCAUCUCACCGGUUCGAGAAGAAGACAAUGGGGCAUAUCGAUGUCGUGUCGACUUUAGAUGGUCACGAACCGUCAACACACUCGUCUACCUCGAAGUUAUUGUUCCAGCCAAAAAGGUGAUUAUUGCAGAUGAAACAAAUCAAAUUGUUGAAUCACUUGGAUCUUACGGUGAAGGAACAAGCUUGAAAUUAAAAUGCCUUGCUUAUGGAGGUAAACCUGCGCCCCUGGUUUAUUGGUAUCUCAAUCAAGAUUUAAUUGACGAUUCUUACAUUUCUAAAGUAACUGAAGAUGGACUCGUCACAAUCAACGAUUUGUUCAUCUCUAAAUUGGGACGAAAUGAUCUAAAUAAACUUUUAUCCUGUAAAACCUUCAACACUAAUUUAACUCAGGCAAUCAACAAAUCACUCAUUCUAGACAUUAAUUUGUAUCCUUUUUAUGUGAAAAUCAUAUCAAUACGUCGACCUCUUUCAGCAGACAAAUCAAUUGAACUUCAAUGUGAUUCAAAAGGAUCCCGACCAGGAGCCAAAAUGACUUGGUAUCUCAACCAACAGUUGCUCAAAUCUUGGAGGGAAACCAACUCAGUAAUCAAUGGAUCAACCAGUAGCUCAAGUAUAUUGAAAUUCGUGCCUUCACCUGCAGACAAUGGAGCCUUGUUAACCUGUAAAGCCGAAAACUCGCGCCUUUUAAAUAGUUCAAUCAAAGAUGAUUGGAUUCUCAAUAUUUAUUAUAAACCCAAUGUUAAACUUGUCCUACGCUUAUCAAGUCAUCCAAGUGAGAUUAACGAAAAUGAUGAGAUUAUAUUUGAAUGUAUCAUCGAUUCCAAUCCUGUUAUCCAAGAGAUUGGUUGGCUUUUUAAUGAAUCACCGCUUUUGCCUGAUGAAAGACGAGGUAUAAUUAUUGAUAAUACAACUUUGGUCAUUAAAGUUGCCCAAAAAAAUCAUUCUGGAGAUUAUUCAUGUUUUGCUGUCAACAUUGAGGGUAAAGGUUUCAGCAACAAAGCAACCAUCAAAGUUAAUCAUUCACCGGUUUGUGUUAAAGAUCAAAAAACUAUUUACAUCGCUGGUUUGGGUGAAACUGUUCGUAUCUCUUGUUCAAUUGAAGCUGAACCAAGUCAAGUUGAAAUCAUUUGGAAAAUAAAUGAUACUCUUCUUGAUGAAGGAGUUUAUCCCUUUCAACCUGGAACGGCUAAACUUUCAAGUAAUUUACUUUACCAACCUCGACGGUCUGAUGAUUAUGGAACCCUGAUGUGCCUUGCAAAAAACAGAGUUGGAACCAUCAAAGAACCUUGUCAAUUCAUUGUCAUGCCAGCAGGUCGACCUGAAAGAAUGGUCAACUGUUUGGUAAGCAAUCAAACGGGCGAAUCUCUAGUAAUUUCAUGUCAACCCGGUCAUGAUGGUGGCCUCAAUCAAACGUUUUACCUUCAAGUUUACGAUUAUCGAAGAGAAAAGUUGCUCUUUAAUUUAACCUCAACUUUGAAUCCAACCUUUCUGGUCAAUGGAUUAACUUCUGGAGCCAGUUAUGUGUUUGACGUCUACUCGUCAAAUCCAAAAGGAUCAUCAAAUACAACAACUUUGAUUGCUCAAACACUUUCAAUGCAAAAGCAAAAACUUGGUUUAGGAGAAAACUUGGCUGAAAUAAAAUUCGAUCCAUAUCUUGCUGUCCUUUCAGCACUUAUCUUUACUCUUGUCCUUGUGGCCAUUAUAAUCAUCCUCAUCAUUACCAUUCGUAAUCGUGAAGAUAAAUGUGAUUCCAGGAAAACGGUUAAACCAAUCGAAAGUGUUGAUGAACCAGAAAGCCAAGGGCCUGAUGUUGUUCCUUCAUCAACCAGAUCCAAUGUUGCAACGUUCAAUAUGUUUUUACAAGAUAACUCUCAGUUGGGCCAAGAAAACUUGAAUGGAAACAAUUUCAACAUUGAAGUGACCAAUAAUGAUGUCGAUACAUCAAUUGAUACCAGCAAUAAUGACAACACCAACAACAACAAUAACGUCAACAACAUUAACAGCAACAACAACACCAACAAUGUCAACAAUUUAAACAAUUGUUUGAAUAAAAAGCAACAUUGUGAUACAAGUUUAUCAAAUGGAAUCAACUUUACCAAUUUUACCGUCAUUAAGAAAAACAUGUCUGAUGGAUCAUCGUUUGAUGGCGAUUAUGGCUUCACUCAGAUAACAUCCAUUGACGACUUUGGCAAGUGCAUUGCUCAAUAUAUGCCUUUUGAUGAUAAAGCCUGCACCUUGAGUGGAACAAUGGAUCGACUGACCAAGCCCAACUUGGAUCCAAAUUCAAUUAAACAAACGGUUUGUUGUUUGAUGAAACGUUAUAUUCUAGUUAAUCAAUUACUUUUUUUCUGCCUAAAAAUAGAGUCUAGACAAGAAUAAUCCGAAAUGAUUGAAUUGAUUAGCAAAUAAAAAAUGAUUCAUGACGAUUUUCCUCAUUAUUUUCUUGUCUUUUUUUUCUAUUCAAUUGAUCUCGUUUUGUACAAGAGAAAAUCAUUCUUUGCAAAGGAAUUUACAGAUUAACAUUGAAACUUGAUUCUUUCAUUAAUCUGGAAUAACAAGUUUUACGAAAAAAAAAUUUCUUUGAGUCAACAAACUGUCAUCGAGUUAUCGAGCAAUACUUUCAGAUGCAAUGAGGAAUCAAUCAUUUCGUCUAUAUUUUUUGCAUUCUUUGGAAAUCUUUUUGGACAGAGCUCUUUCAGCUUCGAAAACUUACUUUGAAUAAUUGGCAUUAUUUCAUGGAGCUCAACUCUUACUAUUCCUAGUAUUUUCAAGAUUCUUUGCAUAUAUUUAGACUUUUAUCAUGAGUCAACUCAUUGAAUCAUUUUCAGUGUUUUCAUACUUUCUGGACAAGUUUGUCAGUCUGUCUGAACAGUGCAACUAUUAAUUGCCUAAAAAUGUAAAAUUGCUGUCGAUUCGAGCAGAAACUCUGAUUAUUGAGAAAGAGUUGUCCUUUGAGAUUUGAAAAUUGAAUGUUUUUACUUUUUUUUCGUAAACAAGUUUCUUUGAGAAAACGAAAUCAAUUCGAAAGAAAAAGACUGAUUUUUUAUGUUUUGGAAAACAUUUAAAUUUCAAUUUAAAUUGCAUUCAUUGGAUUCUGAAAGAAAACCAUUAUCUUACAUUACCAAUUGAUGUGCAUUUCCACUUGAGCAGUUGCAAUGAUAAAUUUCCGUUUUAUUCGUUGCUCUUUUAUUCAUCGAGCAACAAUCCAGACUAAUUUUUAUUAUUUAUUCAUUUCACUUUUCAUUAUCAUACUGAC